GUUUACCGGUUCUACACCUGAAAGCAAAACGAGCACAAUGCAAUGACUUUGUAACCCAAGGAUUGGAACUCGCUCGCCCGCCCGCCAAUUUCGCGUUACCUUGUUCGAUAUAGCAAAAAAAAAAAAAAUUCGCAGAGCACCCCUGUGUUGAAGUGUCUGGAAGGACAUUCUGAGGUGGGGAAAGGUAAUGCCGAGCUGUCGUCAGUUGAGAAGAAUCAGUGAUUCCGUGCCCACGAAACACGAUGAUCUCCAAGAAAGAAGCGCUGGUCAACUAUAUUCACCUGGAGGAGAGCGUCACGAUUUCAUAUCCAAACGACAAUGGCACGGCGCCGAAGAAAGCUGCAGGGAAAAAGUACACGGUGGAGGAAGCUGUGGAGACCAUCGGGUUUGGCCGGUUCCACAUCUUGCUUCUGUGCAUCAUGGGCAGCACGAGUGUAGCAGAAGCCAUGGAAAUCAUGCUGCUGGCCGUAAUUUCCCCAGUCAUUCGGUGUGAGUGGCUCCUUGAAGAAUGGCAGGUUGCCAUGGUUACCACUAUGGUGUUCCUUGGCUUCAUGGCCUUUAGUGGAGUUUGGGGUUACCUUGCUGAUAAACAUGGACGGUGGAAGAUUCUUCUCAUAUCCACCGUCUGGAGUACCUAUUACUCAGGGGUAACGUCAUUCGCACACACGUACGGCUGGUUUGUAUUCCUGCGGUCCAUGGUCGGAAGCGGAGUUGCUGGUCAUUCCCAGGGGUUUAUUCUCAUGACUGAGUUCAUGCCUUCCAAGUAUCGAGGGCGUAUUUUACCUCUGGGUCAGAUCUUCUGGCUCACUGGGUCCACAAUAGAGAUCCUCCUGGCCUACCUAAUAGUUCCCACACUUGGCUGGCGAUGGCUGGUGCGUAUUUCCACCAUACCGAGCAUCAUUCUGCUGCUGGUGUUCAAGUGCAUCCCAGAAUCGGCACGUUAUAGUGUUUCUGUAGGGAACACUCAGAGUGCCAAGCAGACCCUGAACUACAUUGCAAAGAUGAACCGCUCCAGCCUCCCUCAAGGUACCUUGAUAGAGACACAAACAGCAAAGAGGGGAAGUAUCUUUGACUUGGUAGAUUCCGAAUACAGACGCACAACUUUACAGUGCUGGUUCAUAUGGUUGGGGACAGCGUUCGCUUAUUAUGGGCUUGUCCUAACCAGCUCGGAGCUCUUGGAAAACAACGUAGUCUGUGGCUCGCCUGAAAAUGCGAAUCUGUAUAAUUCACUGGAGACCUGCCACUGUAAAAUGUUUGAAGCCGCGGACUACCAGACCAUGGUCAUCAGCACUUUAGGAGAAUUCUUGUUUGUUCCGUUUAGUCCUUUCGUCAUUGAAACGUUGGGAAGAUGCCGCAGUUUGGCAUUAACGAUGGGAGCCUCAGGUUUCUUCUUUCUGCUCCUCAACAUCUGCACCAGCAGGGCUCUGUUGACCGUUUUGCUUUUUAUUCUCCGAGCUCUCGUGUCUGCAAACUUCAUCAUCAUCUACAUCUACACAGCAGAGGUCUAUCCCACGAAUAUCCGUUCCUUCGGACUGGGCUCCUGCAGUUCAAUGGCUCGUAUUGGAGCGAUGAUUGCACCCUUUAUUGCUCAGGUCCUACUGGCCACUUGGCCCAUCAUAGCCCUGUGCCUCUUCAGUGGAGUGUGCCUUAUUUGUUCUGUGUUGGCCUUCACCCUUCCAAUUGAAACCAAAGGACGGGCAAUGCAGGAGAUCAAACCAUCCUCUGAUGAACAAUGAAUGCAGUCCUGGAGUUUGUGAGUGUUAGACCAGAGGAAAUCUAAACUUUAUUCUUGGCACUUUUUAAAUAGAACUUCACCAGUAAGAGGUCAAGUAAUUUGCUGGAUUGUAAGUAUGGUGCGGUACUGGUGUGUACCAGGAAUCACACGCACGACUUUGACAGCAAGUCCAUCUCUUUCACAUCCUUCAAACUUCUGUUACCGUGCGUGGCCUUUGACAGAUCAAGGACAUUGCAAGAGGCUGCAAUCAUCGAGGAAUGUGUUCCAUUGUCUGCACUCAGGAAUUAAC
Leucoraja erinaceus (little skate) is the source of this 2024-nucleotide messenger RNA. RefSeq names its product SVOP-like (gene svopl). Gene Ontology annotation, biological process: transmembrane transport. Gene Ontology annotation, cellular component: membrane. The record is from RefSeq and is a predicted model, not a curated record. The transcript has 16 exons. Gene Ontology annotation, molecular function: transmembrane transporter activity. The coding region runs from base 243 to 1736 and encodes 497 amino acids. NCBI's taxonomy places the organism in Eukaryota, Metazoa, Chordata, Chondrichthyes, Rajiformes, Rajidae.